Molecule: messenger RNA, 5238 nt
Organism: Puntigrus tetrazona (Sumatra barb)
Lineage: Eukaryota; Metazoa; Chordata; Actinopteri; Cypriniformes; Cyprinidae
Exons: 14
Coding region: 732-4793 (1353 amino acids)
Biological process (GO): regulation of apoptotic process
Molecular function (GO): ATP hydrolysis activity
Source: RefSeq, a predicted model, not a curated record
AUUAUUAUGCUUAUUAUUAUUGUGAAUUAUUAUUGUGUUUCCAACGCAAACACAAAAUAACGGGAAGUUUCUGAAGGAAGGACGAAUAAAUCUGAAGGACGAAUAAAUGAUUCAAAUGAGUUGGUUCUUUUAGUGAAUCAAAAACACAAUGAGAGCCUUGUUUUAAGAACAAAUGAUGUCUAUAGUCUAAAUGCAUGUGUAGAUACAUUUAUGCCAUUACACAGCCUGUUGUUUUUUGUUUUUUUUAUUCUAUGGUUAGUCUUUUUUAGAAGCAGCUUCUACGUAAAGAUAUCAUAACGCUUGUUUAAAUACCGUUUUUUUUUUUUAAAUCUUCAUUACUGGGAGGAACAUCUCAGCAGAGUGAAAGCAAAAUUGACUCAUCUCCGAGACGUCUCUCACACGCGGCCAAUAAGCUCCAUCGCUCCAGGGCUGAUUUCGUUCAGCGCUUGUUUGCGGCCGACUUCUCGCUGAUGCUAUAAAACGGCGUGGAGAACAGAAGAGAAGAGUGAGGGGGGAAAAGAUGCUGCAGAAGAUAGCAGGCACAGAGGAGAUGUAUCACACAUGACUCAUCCGUCACUCAACAGAGUUACAUAAGAGAGCCCGUUUUCAUCGUUUGUUGACAACGCCACACAUCCCUGCCGUCCUCGCGCCGGCUUUGAGGAACCGUGUCAAGCGUUCAGCAGCGUGUCUUGGACGGCUGGCGCCCCUUAGCGGUUUGAGACGCUUGCAUCAUGGCGUGCGCACACCAAUCUGCUACCAAUCACCUCAGACGCAUCAGAACAAUACUGGUGGCUGGUAUGAAAAACCUUCCUCUGAUCAUCGAGAAUCUUUAUGCGCAGAAAAUUUUCAAUGACUAUGAGGUCGAUGCUCUCAAAGCUGAGAGGUCCGAGUUUGAUAAAGCCAGAUGUAUAUUGGAUUGGGUCGUUAACAAAGGUGAAAUUGCCAGUUAUGAGUUACUCAGGAUUCUGGAUGUCACUCAGAAGAGGACGUUACAUCCUGAUUCACGCUGUUGGGUCAAUUGUUUUCCAUUCAGAGUGGAAGAUACAGAUACCAGUUAUUCAGUUGGUACAAAGCCCUGUCAGAUCUACCAGACACAGCUCAAGAUGAAAGCAAAAAGUAUCCUGAAGAACCAAAGGAAAUGUUGCCAUAAAUAUCUGGAUGACAAGGCAGCUAGUUUUAUACCUCUUGUCUUAGAGACUGACUCUGUUGUGAAAUCUCCUCAUUGCAAAAUAAAGUUGAAAAACAAAAAAUGCAAAAAAGCACGACCCAAAAAACUAAAAGCUUACAUUCCUAAUGAGGAACGAGCACUGUCACCCGAGCAUCUCCUGAAAUGGCAGGACAAGAACAUCCUUAUCAUAGGCAAACCUGGAAUAGGAAAGACUACGGUCGUCCAGGAAAUGUUGCGUCUGUGGUCAGAGAAAGAUGACAGAGAACUAGACUACAUGUUUUACUUUGAUGAAAGGGUUUUGGCCAGAAGUUCCAGCGCUCCCAGUUUAAAAUCAGUUUUGUUUGAUGUGUAUUUAAAACCAAAGGAUAAAGACAGAAAAGACGUGUUUCAAGAUAUUGAGGAGAACUCUGAUAACGUUGUCGUUGUGUUUGACGGUGUGACAGAUUUGGAAGAAAAUUCCAUCUUAUGGAAGAUCAUGAACCACGAGCUCCUGCCCGAUGCCAAGGUUAUCAUCACGUGCAGAUCAGAGGUGGAAGAUGAUGUCCUUUUCUCCAAUUGGCCAACACAGAAAGUGUAUGUCCAAGGAUUCAGUGAAGAGUCAAUCAAAACCUACUACCGGAAAAUGUUGGGUCAUGAUUCUGCUCUCCUGGAUGUUAUUUUGAAGAAUCAAGAGCUGUUCAGUCUUAGUCAUGUUCCAUUGUAUGCAUUCAUGAUUGUAGAUUUGAUUAAGUUUAAAAAUGACACUGUGUGCAACCACCCACACACAGUCACAGAGAUGUACAUCCACAUUUUCCGUCUUGCUGUGAAAAAACAUGGGAAUAAAAAAAAGCAUCAAAUAGAUGGGUACCUGAAAGAGAUGAAAGGCCAGUUUGAUCCCUUGAUGGAAAAUGCUUUCAGUGCAACUAUGCAGAAGUGCCUGAACCUUCCAGACGUUAGCAGUGACGAGACUGACGUUUGUCAUGCUUUUCUGAAAAUGAUCACAACAACAGACUCGCCAACAUCUGCAACGACGUACUGUGCAUUUCUCCACAACACAAUGCAGGAAUUCUUCUCAGCGUUGUGGCUUCUUGGACAUCCGGAUGAAAUUGAGAAAGUCCUACAACACUGUCUGACUGAGGAGCAUAAACAUAUGAGACAUGUCCUUCCUUACUUAUGCGGACUCCUGAGUGAACACAACAUCAGACUUCUGAACUGUCUCUUCCCAGAGGAUCAGAUCAUAAAAACAUCUGCCUGGUUCAUUAAGAAGCUGCUCGACAAUCUUCUCCAGUUUCAGAGUGAGAACGAAGAGUUUGAUCUUCUCUAUGUGUGUCAGUGCUUGUAUGAGCUCCAGUCUCCUAAAGCCUGCCGAAUGUUCCUGGAGAAGGUGGACCAUCAGCUUGAUCUAGAGGUUGAUCUUGAUCCUCAUCAGUGUUGUGCUUUGUCUUAUGUGAUCGGUCAGUCUAGGGAUGAAGAGGUUUAUUUGAAUCUGGAGGAUUGUAACAUGACUAAUGCAGGACUGAAAAUGAUGCUCACCUGCUCACCAAACAUCAGGUUCAAGACUUUUAAAGAACCACUCAAGGAAAUUAAAUUCUUUUCAGAAUUCUUCCAUGAAUUGUCACACUGCAGUUGCAGAUUUUCUGAACUGAGAGAACAAAACUCAGAAAAAUGCAAUGCUCUGCUGGAUCUUUACUCGCAUGUGAAGAACUAUGAGGCUCAAACAGGAAAGAGUUUUUUUAAAGCAUUUCAGUCCGUUUUCCUGUCACCUGACGUCUGGAUCGUAGAUCUCUCUCAGAGAAAGAGCUCUGUCCUCCUGGAACUGCUCAAACUACAACCAGACAAACCGGUCGAGCUGAGAGGAUGUUCAGAAGAAGAGAGUGAAGUGGUGAGAUUCCUUCAGUGUCUGCCCUACAUCUCACAGCUGAGCUGUUCUGAGCCGUGUUUGUUAACUCUAGUCAAAGUGGUCCAGUUAAGAGAGAAUCUACAGCUGGUGGGUUCACUGUAUGCGGUUCUUGGCUUCUCGUUAAAUCUAGAAGGACAAUUAACCAGCAAAACCUGCAGGUCUGUGGGGAGAUUUUUACAUUCCUUUUCUGAAAUAUUCAGUCUCACUCUAAAACCCAAAGCCAUCUCUGUCAGAGGAACGAGGCUUCUCUUCGGAGGCAUCACACACAUACACAUGCUCAGUCUGAGUGGUUAUAUGUUGGUGAAAAUAGUGCAGGCAUUGAGGUCUUCAAGGGUUCAAGUUCCCAUCACCGUUUGUAAACUCAAGCUUGUUCAGAAUGAUAAACAAAGGUCAGAGAGGAAUAUGUCCAGGGUCCUGAGCAGCUUAGGCAUCCUUCUGAGGCUCUGGACUGUCGAGUGUGUGAACUUGACUGAAUACACUAUUCAGUCUGCUUCUGUAUCUCUCCUGCUAUGUCACCAGAACCUGCCGAUUCUCAGACCAUCGAAGGAGACUCUCCAGAAGCUGGUUGAAUAUGUCUAUGAAGCUCAAGAAGAAGAACUGACUCGGUGCUUACUGCAGAAAGUGGGAGGGGAUUUGACUUCCUGUUCCUUAAACUGGGAAGAGCUUCGCUAUUUCCUGCUGAACAGAAUUCAACAUAUCACUGUGGACUUCAGAAAGACCAACAUUCAAUGCGCCAUCAGGGAAAUUCUGCCAUUCCUGGACAGGGUUAAGUUUAAUUGGGUGAGCUCUAGCUUCAUUCUGUCUGUAAUCGGAGAGAUCUACGAGUCCGAUUCAGUCAGUUUCGUGCCUGGUCUGUUGAGUUCGGUGGAGAACUACAUUAAUCUGCAGAGCAGAGAGCUGGACUCUGUUCACUGUAAAGCUCUGCGCUCCACACUGCAGCACUGCUCCGCUGUUACUCUCAAUCUAAUCGGGACCUCCAUACCAGAGGAAGAGCUGGAGGGCAUUCUGCCUCUCUUCAAACACGUGUCCCAGCUCAGUGUUGACAGGCUGCUGUUACUGAAGAUGCUUCACUGCUGCAGUGCCUCUGGUGUCCAGCAGGAGGCAGUAGCUGUUCUGCUCUCCGUCCUGCAGCACAAGCUGGACUUCUCCUGCCUCUCUGCUCAGAAUCUGACGACCAACACAGAUGUGGAGCCUCUACAUCUGACCGCCGACGACUGCCGCGUGAUAUCCACAGUCAUUCAGAGAGCUCAUGCAGACACAAAGACACAGCUGAUUCUGCAGGAUUGUGAGAUCAAUACAGCUGGAGUGCAUCAGCUGUUCUCAGUGUUCGAUUCUGUUCAGCUCUGCUGCUCUAAAUCUCUGCUGCUUCAGUUUCUGGCUCAUGUGAGUCUUGAGGAAGCCGAGUCUCUUUCUCGAGCUCUGGGUGAAGAGCUGGACCUCAGUCAGACUCCGCUGGACCCGCGCGUCUGUGGAGGUCUGAAGCUGAUUCUGGAAUAUUCCGAAGGCCUGACAGAACUGGAUCUGAGUCAGUGCCAUCUCACCGAUGAUAGCCUGGAUCUGCUGCUCCCAAACCUUCACAAAGCACAGAACAUAGAUUUUAGUGGCAACAGAAUCACUGACUUUGGGGCUCUAAAAAUCUACUUUAUUCUCGCUCCUGGGAGUAACAUCAAGACAUUAAGGCUCUUCAACAACAGAAUUAAAAAUAAAGAUUUCUUACACACAGACCCAAGAAUUGAGAUCUGUUGAUGCCAGUAAGCUCUCAACUCAACAAACGGGUCGAAUGACCUGUACACUCUCUUUGAGGAAUCUACCGACUAUAAGUAACUUUGCAAGUACAUGUCAGCUUAUCCUAACCCCAACCCUACCAGUCUACUAAUAGAGUUUGUAGUUAUAUAGGCCUAUAUUAACCCCUAUACUACAUUUUUUAAUAUCAACUUCAUUCCAGUGGAUAAAUCACACUUGCCUCAUUCCUGUGAUUGGAAUUUUUGUUUACUUUGUUAUAUGUUUACUUUGUUACUGAAUGAAAUACAAUCUGCUCCUUUGUUUAUUCGUGUGAAGUCCAACGUGCAAUUUAAUGUUUUACUUUUUUUUUUAACUUUCUCUAAGAGUUCAGUCAUCUUCAAUGAUAAUCGGGAUCCUGGUUUAUUUCAUACAUCUCUCCUUAAUUCUUCAUUAAACAGACUUUACAGUG